This is a messenger RNA of Gracilinanus agilis (Agile Gracile Mouse Opossum), 2371 nucleotides long. It is a transcript of the gene SUPV3L1, whose product is annotated as Suv3 like RNA helicase. Gene Ontology annotation, biological process: mitochondrial RNA 3'-end processing; RNA catabolic process. Gene Ontology annotation, molecular function: ATP binding; hydrolase activity, acting on acid anhydrides; RNA helicase activity. Bases 1 to 2328 code for a protein of 775 amino acids. Gene Ontology annotation, cellular component: mitochondrial degradosome. NCBI's taxonomy places the organism in Eukaryota, Metazoa, Chordata, Mammalia, Didelphimorphia, Didelphidae. The transcript has 15 exons. The record is from RefSeq and is a predicted model, not a curated record.
AUGUCGCUACCCCGGUGCGCAUUUCGCUGGGCCCGGCUUCCGGCCCGGUUGGGCGCCGAGCUGCGUUCGGGCCGGGAACCCGGGCUUCGGGCACUGAGGCAGGCCUGGUCCUCCUCUUCCUCUUCUUCCUCCUCGUCCUCCGGCGGCUCCAAGGCUCCAAACACAUCCCUCUACGUCCCGCUGCCAGUGAAGCCCCUCGGACCCAACGCCGCGGGCGACGUGGGGGCUGAGCUUACGAGGCCGCUCAACAAAGUUGAAGUCAGGAAAGUCUUAGACAAAUUCUACAAGAGGAAAGAAAUACAGAAAUUGGGCACUGAUUAUGGCCUGGACGCCCGGCUCUUCCACCAAGCUUUCAUCAGUUUUAGAAAUUAUAUCUUGCAAUCGCAGUCCUUGGACGUAGACAUUCACAUCACCCUGAAUGAUAUCUGCUUCAGUGCAGCUCACGUUGAUGAUCUCUUCCCAUUUUUCAUGAGACAUGCAAAGCAGAUGUUCCCUAUGUUGGCCUGUAAAGAUGAUCUCCGAAAAAUCAGCGACUUACGGCUUCCACCCAACUGGUAUCCAGAAGCCAGAUCACUCCGGCGGAAGAUCGUGUUCCAUGCUGGCCCUACCAAUAGUGGGAAGACUUAUCAUGCUAUCCAGAGAUACUUGGCUGCCAAAUCUGGAGUUUAUUGUGGCCCUUUAAAACUGCUGGCUCAUGAGAUCUUCGAAAAGAGUAAUGAUGCUCGUGUGUUAUGUGACUUGGUAACGGGGGAAGAACGGGUGAUUGCAGACCCUAAUGGAAAACCAGCUGCCCAUGUCGCUUGUACUGUUGAGAUGUGCAGCGUCACAGCCCCUUAUGAAGUGGCCGUCAUCGAUGAAAUCCAGAUGAUUAAAGACCCCGCUAGAGGAUGGGCCUGGACCAGAGCGCUCCUGGGGCUCUGUGCGGAAGAAAUCCAUUUGUGUGGAGAGGCUGCUGCCAUUGACAUUGUAACGGAGCUGAUGUACACCACCGGAGAGGAAGUGGAGGUUCGAAAGUAUGAGAGGCUUACCCCCAUCACUGUGCUGAAUCGUGCUCUCGAGUCUUUAGAUAAUCUUCGGCCUGGGGACUGCAUUGUCUGUUUUAGCAAGAAUGACAUUUACUCUGUGAGUCGUCAGAUUGAGAUCCGGGGAUUGGAGUCGGCCGUUAUCUAUGGCAGUCUUCCCCCCGGGACAAAACUGGCCCAAGCAAAAAAGUUUAACGAUCCUGAUGAUCCGUGCAAAAUCCUGGUGGCUACUGACGCAAUUGGCAUGGGGUUGAAUCUGAGCAUAAAAAGAAUUAUUUUUAACUCUCUCAUAAAGCCCAGUAUCAAUGAGAAGGGAGAGAAAGAAAUGGAGCCCAUAAGCACCUCACAGGCUCUGCAGAUCUCGGGCCGAGCUGGCAGAUUCAGCUCCAAGUUUAAAGAAGGAGAGGUUACCACCAUGUAUCCGGAAGACUUGAAGCUGCUGAAGGAGAUUUUGAAUAAGCCUGUGGAUCCCAUAGAGGCGGCCGGCCUUCACCCUACUGCUGACCAGAUUGAGAUGUUCGCGUACCAUCUCCCUGAUACCACUCUCGCCAAUCUUAUUGAUAUCUUUGUGGACUUCUCCCAAGUUGACGGGCAGUAUUUUGUCUGUAACAUGGAUGAUUUUAAGUUCUCAGCAGACCUCAUCCAACAUAUCCCCCUGAGCCUCCGGGUGAGGUAUGUGUUCUGCACGGCCCCCAUCAACAAGAAGCAGCCAUUUGUCUGCUCCUCCCUGUUACAGUUUGCGAGGCAGUACAGUCGGAAUGAGCCGCUGACGUUUGCCUGGCUGCGCCGCUAUACCAGGUGGCCUUUACAACCACCAAAGAACAUCAAGGACCUUGUGGAACUGGAAGCCAUCCACGAUGUGUUGGAUCUAUACCUGUGGCUAAGCUACCGCUUUGUGGACAUGUUCCCCGAUGCCGCCCUUGUCCGAGAGCUCCAGAGAGAACUUGACGGCAUCAUCCAGAAGGGCGUGCACAGCAUCACCAGGCUGAUUCGCAUGUCUGAGUCCCAGCGGAUGUUGAACUUAGACAGUUCCCCAGCAGGGAAGCAGGGCCAGCUGUUGGGGGCUGCAAAGCUGUCCUCUCGAGAAGGGACGGGGACCAAAGCUGUGGAGGCUGCCAUAAUGGACUCUUUGGCUUCCAAGUCCCUCGCCUCAAAGCUGGUGCGACAGGGGCGGCUCACGCCUAGCAUGCUGAAGCAGCUGAAGAAGGAGUGGCUAAAGCAGCAGUUGGUGGAGGACAAGUCCAGGGCAGAGAAUGAGAACCAGUCCGAGGGGACGAGGAAGAAGAACAACCCUAACGCUGAGUAGAUUUUUAGUCACCAAAUAAAAAACAGUAUCUGUUUGGAAAGCC